AUAUAUAUAUAUAUAUAUAUAAAUAAAAUACAUAUUCCAGGCUCCUUCACUGGAAAGUCUUUUUUCCAGAUCCUAGCCACAAAGGUUUUGUUUUUUUAAAUUGUGGAAGGGGGCGUUCCGCCCAGAUUGUUGGCUUUCCGUAUUUCUAAAAAGCCUGCAUUUUAUUUUCUGCUGGAGAAGAAACUCUUCACUGGAGCGAUUUUUAAAAAAUAAUCCCCCACCCCCCACCCACUCCAUCCCCCGGAAACUGAUGAAGGCUGCAAUUACGGAGGAAUGAGAAAAGAGGAAGGACCUUGAUUGAUUUCUUGAAAAAAAGGCAAGGCUGUCCUCGGCUUGGUCUUGCUUCUACAUUCAGGGAUCGCGGGGGAGGGGAAGUACAACGCCUCGAGAAAGCACGAAGGGACGCGCACCCACCCACCAUCCCCCUCCGAGCAAGAAGCCACCAUGGAGAACAGGGCAGAGGCGGGGGAGGCCGGCAUCGCCCUGCAGCAACAGCCGGUCGAUAUCCGAGCCUCAAAGGCCCGCCCCCCAGGACUGACAGAGCGCUCCCCGAGGGAAGGGGCUAGCCCCUCACCCGCCGUGGUGCCUCCCGUUCAGGAGACCGACAGAUGCCCAAGUGGCCAGCCUCCCGCUGCUUUCGCGCCGGUAGCUGCUGCUCUGCCCCCGUCCAUGGCUUCCAGAGGGGCCAUCUUGCCGGCCCGGGAUGGCGAGCCGGGUGCCGAGACUGCCACGAUGCCCGUCGCUGACGCAAAGUCUUCCCUUCCGGGUGACCAGGAUGGCCCCCCGCCGGCUGCAGUGCUUCCCGCUGAGGAGACCCUGCCUCCCAAGAGUGACCGCCCCCCGCCCAUAGGCGCCUCUACGCCCCCUCCUGCAGAAGACGCGCGCCUCCAGGAAAGCACCCGACCGUCGCCCAAGGCUGAGCAGCCUCCCCCUGCCCAGGGGUCCUCCAGUCCCCGGACGAAGCAAGAUUCCCAGAAGGCUCAGGCCAGACACAAACUGGCCCGAGAGCGGCGAGAGGAGCGAGCCAAGCACCUGGCCGCCAAGCGGGCUCUGUGGCUGGAGAAGGAGGAGAAGGCACGGGUGCUGCGGGAGAAGCAGCUGGAGGAGCGGCGGCGGCGACUGGAAGAGCAGCGGCUUCGUGCUGAGAAGCGCCGGGCUGCCCUGGAGGAGCGCCAGCGCCAGAAGCUGGAGAGGAACAAGGAACGCUAUGAAGCCGCCAUCCAGCGCUCGGCAAAGAAAACCUGGGCCGAAAUCCGGCAGCAACGGUGGUCGUGGGCCGGUGCUCUGCACCAGGGCUCCCCCGCUCACAAGGACGGUGCGAGCAGGUGCUCCCUCUCUGCCGUAAAUCUCCCCAAACAUGUGGACUCUAUAAUCAACAAGCGCCUCUCCAAAUCUUCUGCCACCCUCUGGAACUCGCCCAGUAGAAAUCGCAGCCUACAGCUCAGCCCUUGGGAGAGCAGCAUCGUGGACCGGCUCAUGACGCCAACACUGUCCUUUUUGGCACGCAGCCGGAGUGCUGUGACGCUUGUCGGCAAUGGCAAGGAACAGGCAGUUCCUGUGUGCCCCCGCUCAGCCUCUGCCAGCCCCCUCAGCCCCUGCAACAGCCAGCGUCCGCAUCACCGGUGCUCAGAGCGACGGCGGCCAACAACCAGCAGCCCCGACGUGAUGCCCCGGCGCAAGGCUGAGGCCUCCCCUAAAAAGAAAGAGAAGAAGGAAAAGGACUGGGAAAACGCUCAGGAGAAGAGCGCCCUCGCCCUGCGCAAGCGCCAGUCCAUGCCUCCGGGGCAGCCUCGCAAGCUGCGCACACCUGAGAGCAGCCCAAGCCCCAAGCCGAGGCCCGCCUCUCCUGCAGUCGUCAAGCAGCGCCCAGCCUCGCCGGGCACGGGCCCGGGCUCUCCCCAUCGGCCAGGCCUGGCACGCAGCGCCCAGUCCUCACCCAAGGUGCGGCCCCGCCGGGAGCACGAAGGCCAGCCCAAGGUCCGGGAGCGCAAGGACGAGCCGAAGGAGCGGGGAAGAGCCUCCCCAGCCCCGAGCGAGCUGCACAAGGCCUCGGGGGGCAGCGACCCAGUGCCAGAUGCCGCCACCACCACCUCAGCUGCUGCAAGCUCCAUGGCGGCCGCGCCUCCCACAACACCCAGCAAGCCCAUGGCGGGCACCACUGAUCGAGAGGAAGCUGCCCGGCUGCUGGCCGAGAAACGGCGUCAGGCGCGUGAGCAGCGGGAACGAGAGGAGCAAGAGCGGCACCUGGCAGAGGAGCAGGCCCAGCGAGAAGCCAAAGAGCGGCUGCAGCAGCAGGCCGAGCAGGCCAGGCUGGAGGAGGAGCGGCAGCGGCGGCAGGAGGAGCUCGCCCUGCAGGAGGAGCGCGAGGCCCAGGAGCGGGCCCGGGCAGAGCAGGAGCAGCAGGAGCGGCUGCAGAAGCAGAGGGAAGAAGCGGAGGCCCGUGCUCGGGAGGAGGCUGAGCGCCAGCGGGUGGAACGGGAAAAGCAUUUCCAGCGAGAAGAACAAGAGCGUCUGGAGCGGAAGAAGCGACUGGAGGAGAUCAUGAAGAGGACGCGGAAAGCAGACGGAGCUGAUGCACGGAAGAAAGACGACAAGAAACUUGUGAAUGGGAAGGAAGGGAAACAGGAGGCCGAGAUGGAGGCAGGUGGUGAAAAGCGCCCUGGAAGCCUUCCCAAGGAGGAGGAGCUGCCUGAAAUGCAAGCCUCAAGCCCGGCCGGUCGCAAGGGGCCAGUCCCUGAGGGGGUCCAGCACAGCUCCCCAGCAGCCCCGGCCCUGUCCCUGGUGAACGGUCUGCAGCCCGGCAAGCAUGAGAACGGCUUUUCCUCCUGCAAGGAGCCCGGUGGCCGGGAACACACCGCGAGCCCUGGGCUGACCAUGGCGGGUGAGCCGAUCCUGCCUUUCUCCAACAAGGAGCCCUUCCUCACCAAGGCUGUGCCCAAGCCCCCACAGAUCACAGAGGUUUUGUAAGCAGUGGUGCCACCUUCCUUACCCUGAAGGAGGCGAUGAAUGACGUGCCAACGCCAGGCGAGCGCUCACUUGCAGAUGAGGGCUCCCAACCUGAAAGGACCGAGGACACCCAGAGAGCCAGGCUGGGGUUGGCCAGCCCCACGGACUUGUCUCUUUCUCUUACUGUUCUCAAGUUACAUUUAUUAUUUUUUUUAAUAUGCACCUUAUCAGACUGACCCCAACCCAUAGCUCAUCCCACAGGACUAUAUAAUCACAUAGUUAUUUAACUGGCUGGGUACAAAGGAUGUGAAUAAUGUACAUAAACGUCAGUGUUAGCACAGGGCUGCGCAGGCAGUCUCCUUCAUGGAAUUGCCGCCCCCCAGCCUGUGCUGAGGGGGACUCCCUGGGGGGUUUUAUUUUCCGACAUGGCCACAGCCAUGGCAGGGGAGGGGGACCCCUGCCCCCGGUUGGGGCCUGAGUGUGAGUGUGUGUCUGUCGCAGCUGAUGGGCAGCGUAUAGGUCUCUACUUUAAGCUCACCGUGGGUUUCAGCCAGGAUACCUGCAGAACUCUGUGUGUGUGCGUGCGUGUGUGUGUGUGUGCGCGCGCAUGCAUGUGUGUGCACUCGUUAGCCACUCAACAACCGCUCUUGUCCAACACACUGUGCUUCGUUUGGGUGCUGCUAUUUCUGUGUGUGUGUGUGUGUGAGUGAGUGUGAGAGUGAUGAUUGGGACUGUGUGGCGCUCGGUGUCAUUGUGACAGUAUUAUGCAUCUGAACAACCUUUGUGGACAAUAAAGUGGAGGAAAGACA
Varanus komodoensis (Komodo dragon) is the source of this 3755-nucleotide messenger RNA. It is a transcript of the gene MAP7D1, whose product is annotated as MAP7 domain containing 1. Gene Ontology annotation, cellular component: microtubule cytoskeleton. The record is from RefSeq and is a predicted model, not a curated record. NCBI's taxonomy places the organism in Eukaryota, Metazoa, Chordata, Lepidosauria, Squamata, Varanidae. The transcript has 18 exons. The coding region runs from base 445 to 2967 and encodes 840 amino acids. Gene Ontology annotation, biological process: microtubule cytoskeleton organization.